ACCAAAAAGGAAUAUGCGUUUGAUAUACCUUCCAAAAGCAAAGCAGUCGUGACCAAUCGGUGCAACCUCAAAGUUGUCAGUGAAGUAUUUGACAACCUAGACAAAGCACAUAAAGAUCGAUUUGUAGAGUCUUGCUUCCGGCCACUAGUAAAUAUUCCCGAGCUCAUAUUGUCCUCGCAAAUAGUCCACCAAGUACUUCGUAGAACAUUGAAAGUGUCUGAAAAUGACAAAGAUGUCGUGUGGUUCAGAUUUGGGGAAAACGAAGCUAGAUUCGGUUCGCUUUUGCGUGCUGGGAAGAAUGUUGAAGGCGUAGAUCAAUCUCGGAUUAGUGCUUGGCGUGUAAAACUAGCGGCUGAAAUAUUUGGUGCUCAUUUUGAUCCAUAUUGUCUUUCUUCUCUUCUUUUAGGAACGGAAAUGGAGUUAGCGUUCGAUAUACCUUCGACAUGCUCAGGAGUCGUGACCAAUAGGUGCGACCUCAAGGUUGUCGAUCAUGUAUUUAAGAAUCUAGAUGAUGUACAUAAAGCUCUAUUUGUGAAAUCAUGCUUCCGGCCACUAGUGCACAUUUCCAAUUUGAAAUUGGCGUCUCAAAUAAUCCACCACCUUCUUCAAAGGACCUUGAAAUCAUCCGAGAACGAAAAAGACGCCGUGUGGUUCAAAUUUGGAGAAAAAAAAGCUAGAUUCGGGUUACAAGAAUUUUCUCUUGUAAGCGGAUUCAAGAUUGUGCAUGAUGUGGCAUCAUAUGAGGUCCCGGAAAGAAGUAGUUCGCUUUUGCAUUUAUUCAAAGGGAAGCGAGGGAAGCUAACAAAGAAAGACUUGCUCAAUAAAUUUGAUGAUUUGGUAAAGAAGGAGAAAGAUGCAGAUUUGAUAUACAAAUUGGGGCUUCUCACGGUCCUGGAGCAUUUGGUUUUUUCUAACGAGUGUUGGACUCUUGUGGAUGAAAAAUGGUUUCAUCUCGUUGAAAAUUUGGAUGAGUUCAAUAGCUAUCCUUGGCGGAACUUGUCAUACGAGUACACCGUAAAGUUGUUCAAGCGGAAGAGGUUUGAUAUUAAAAAAAAUAAAGAGAUGAAGUAUUCUUUGCAUGGAUUUCCCCUAGCCAUCAUGGUUUGGGCAUUUGAGGCACUGCCUGAGGUUGGAAGAAAAUUUGCUGAAACUUGUGGUGGGGGUGCCAGACGUCCGAGAAUUUUGUCUUGGAAAAUGAAAAAACAGUGGCGAAGCGAGCAACUUAGUACGUUUUUCAACACGUCAGAGGAAUUUCGUAUUGUCCCUGAAGAUGAGGAAGAAGAAGAAGAAGAAGAAGAAAAAGAAGAAAAUGAGGAUGGAGAUGAUGAGGAAGACGAGGAAGAGGAAGAAGAUAAAAAUGAUGCAUCUCAGUCUGAUCCACCACAACCGCAAGUUUUUGGUGCUGAAAAGAUUUCAGCUAUAGUCAGUGAGGUUGUGAAGGAUGAGAUGAGAUUAUUUUCUAAGCAAAUGGAAAUGAAGAUGGACAAGUUUUCUGAGCGAAUGGAAAUAAAGAUGGACAAAUAUAUUGGCUUGGAAAUGAGGGCAAAAGAUAAAGUUGUCUUGGUCGAAGACAAAUUUUCUGAUGAGGCUGUCUCACCAAAGAAGAAUGAACAUGGAUUCGAUACCGUAUUGAUUGUUUUCUUGCCUAUUGUGGGUGUUGUGACCGAACCGUCAUCAACAAUGUUCCAAGAACGACCUAUGGAGAUCGAAGAAACCGAUGAAGAUGAUGCACCCGAGUCUCCUAAGGGAAAAGGGCACCGGAAGAAAAGAAAGGCCGCCGUCCUACUUACUCCGUGGAGGAAUCCCGGAAAAAGACAAAAAAUUCCAAAUGUGACGGAGUACGACCCUGAUAGGACACUGGAUGAAGCUAAACUUAAGGAUUUAAGGCGGUGGUUGGCGAACUCCCCUGAAAGACAAGAUUGUGUCAUCUUUGACCCGCAUCUCGUCUCUUAUGUGAGAAUGUUCUUUAAAGACGCGUCAAAAGUUGAAAGCUUUGAUAGGACAAAUUUUCCAAAGGCAUUAGUUAACUACGCCGAAGGGAAAUUACCCACUCAUGCAAAGUCGUGGACUAGUUGUACAAGAUUGUAUGUUCCCUUUUGCACUGAGAAUAAUGAUCAUUGGGUAGCACUCGAUAUUGAUCUCUCCAAAAGAUGCAUUGACGCAUAUGAUAGUUCAACGAGUGUCAUGCGGAAGCAACAAUUUGAAACGGAAUUGAAGCCCAUUCGAGUUGUCGUACCUAUGCUAAUGAGGAUGUUGAAUGCUACCUACAGUGCAGAAAAAUUUGAUUUGAAACGAUUACCAUGUCCUAGCCAAGCAAAUGGGUUUGACUGUGGGACGUUUACAAUCAAGUUCAUCGAGUUUUUGCAUGCUGGGAAGGAUGUUAAAGGCGUAGAGCAAAAAUUUAUUCCCUCUUGGCGUAUCAAACUAGCAGCUGAAAUUUUUGCACAGCAUUUUGAUCCUUAG
Messenger RNA from Striga asiatica, 2463 nucleotides. The record is from the annotation of a GenBank genome assembly. Lineage: Eukaryota; Viridiplantae; Streptophyta; Magnoliopsida; Lamiales; Orobanchaceae.